AUGGCGGAGGAAUAUUCUAGAACAAAAGCACAACGCAACGCAAUAAAAGGACGAAUAACUAGAAUAUAUAAUUUUGUACAACAACAAAAGGAAGGAUUCGAUAUCAACGAAUAUAUUACACGCAACGCGGAACUUGAGAAGUUAAUGGAAAGGUAUGAUGAACUUCAGACAUUAAUUGAGAUGAAGGACGAUGGAAACCAGGAUGGAGACCAGUCAGCUGCAAAUGAAGAGGACCGGAGCGCGGUUGAGACUAGGUAUUAUACAACAAGAGCGGCACUACAAAAAGUUAUUGAUGCCCACCGACUGCCUACAAGCGGAUCAAGCUUUUCAAGUGCCCCAUCAUACGACCGCCACAUCAGUAAUGACGUACUUCUUCCCAAGCUCUCCUUACCAACCUUCGAAAGCAAGAUAUCCGAGUGGCCGACCUUCAAGAACAUCUUCAUGACGACAAUUGGUAGCAGCAACAUGUCACCCGCAAGGAAACUUCAAUUCCUGAAAACGGCGCUUAAAGGAGAGGCAGCUGGUUUAGUAAGCGCAUUGUUUAUUUCUGACGACAAUUUUCAAAAAGCUAUGGACAUAUUGAUUACCAGGUAUGAGAACAAAGUUAUCGUAGUAAACACACAUUUAAAAUCAUUUCUCAAUCACAUAACUAUCACUCGAAAUAAUUUAAAAGAGUUCCUUAACAUCUUACAACAAAGCCUAGAUUCUCUAAAUGCUCUGGAUAUUAACACGGAUAGCUGGGAUGUCCUGUUAGUCUUCUUAAUUACUCAGAAGCUAGACAGUUCAUUACGUACAUCGUGGGAACUGAGCAGAAAGGAUAACAAUCUACCUACACUUAAGGAGCUGUUACAAUUCUUGAAUUUGCGAAUGACGUCAUAUGAUCUUAUUAAUGACAAAGGAAGUGAUAGCAAGCCUCAAACUAGUUCAAAACCUAAGGUAUCGUAUAACGCAUCUGUCAUUACCUGCGAUAGUGUGUGUGUUAUGUGUAAAGGUGAACACUUUCUACAUAAAUGUCCACAGUUCAUGCAAUUGUCUCCGGUGCAACGUAACGAGUAUGUUAAAACUAAUACUCUUUGCUUCAAUUGUUUAAAGCCUUAUAAGUUUAAUCAUAGAUGUUCAAAACAUAAAUGUCUUACUUGUCGUGGCCGACAUCAUACUAUGUUGCAUAUGCAAAGCCGUGCGAUAUUAGUUAACUCAUUAAUUUCUCAAUCUAAUAAUAUUGAACAACCAUCAACGCCUGCACCUGUGCCAAUUUUACCGCCCGCACCUGCAGCACCCACUAUGACAGCGCCCGCGGCCUCCGUGCCCACUGUGCCUGCCCUCAACUGUAACUUAACCCCUCAACUGACGCCGACAUACAGUGACCACGUUGACAACAGACCUCCUGUUGUUCACACAACUCAUACGAGUACUAACAGUAACAUACAUGUACUGUUAUCUACAGCUAUCAUAAGGAUUCAAGAUGCGACUGGACAGUGGCACACUGCUCGAGCCCUCUUGGAUUCCGGCAGCGAGGUAAACCUCAUUACAAGCAGGUUAGCGCUCAAACUUAAGUGUAAACAGGAUAGUACUCUCAAUUCUAUUUUAGGUAUUGGUGCAUCUCACCAACAAUCAAAUGUUUGUAUUAAAACAAACAUUGCAUCACGCACGAGUAAUUUUAUUGCCAAUAUCACAUGCUUAGUUAUGGACAAGAUUACCGUACCUCUACCUCACUUUUACGUCCAUACUGACAAUUGGAACAUACCUAAACUACAAGCUCGCACACUGGCAGAUCCUACUUUUCACACACCUAGUGAGAUUGAUAUACUUAUAGGUUGUCAAUUAUUUUAUUCCAUUAUUACACAAGGUCACAUGACUCUAGGUGUAAAUUUACCACAUUUAAUUAAUUCUGUAUUCGGUUGGAUUAUUUCUGGCACUUUUGUUAUUGAUAAACAAGCAGUCUAUUGUACAUCUAUGAUUCUCGACUCUCAACAAAUUAGUCUACUUUCAAUUGAUAAUAGUUGUGAUAAGAUUUUAUCACGUUUUUGGGAACAGGAAGAGGUUGUUAAUAAUAAGCCAAUAUUUACUCCUGACCAACUCUACUGUGAGCAGUUGUUUCAGGACACGACAACUGUAGAUAAUAGUGGUCGAUACACCGUUAACAUGCCCAUUAAUGAGGGAUUAAUCAGUAAUUUAGGAAACUCAUUUAACACGGCAUACCGUUGUUUAUUACAAUUAGAGGCAAGGUUUCUCAAAGAUCCUAAUUUAUACACAAACUAUAAAAAUUUUAUUAAUGAGUUUUUAGAAUUAGGUCAUGCAGAGGUCAUUCAAGGUGAUUUUAUGUCACAUGGGAAGUACCCAACUUAUUUUUUACCGCAUCACGCAGUGAUAAAGCCUGAUAAUAUUACGACUAAAUUAAGGACUGUUUUUAACGCUAGCGCUAAGAGUUCCACAGGCGUUUCCCUUAACGAUAUUUUGUUUGAAGGUCCUAAUAUCUAUAACGAUGUAUUAGAUAUUAUUCUACGGUACAGAAUGUAUAUGUUUGUAUUUUCAACUGACAUAAUCAAAAUGUUCAGAAAAAUAUUGGUAAACCCUGAUCAACGCUCUUUACUACGAAUUUUAUGGAGGGAUGAUAGAUCCACGCCGCUUGUUUGCUUGCAGCUCAAAACAGUUACAUAUGGUACUAAAUGCGCGCCAUAUUUAGCAUGUCGUACUCUCAAAGAUUUGGCUGAACGAUUUAAGGAUACAUAUCCUCAGGCUGCUCAAUGUAUACAGGAGAACUGUUAUAUGGACGAUAUUAUCUCUGGAGGAGAUGAUAUAGAGUCGGUAAAAAACUUGUGUGAUGAAAUUAUUGCGCUUCUAGGUAACGGUGGUUUUCAAUUGCACAAAUGGUCCUCUAACAAUAAACAGAUUCUUCAGUAUGUAACACGUGACACUGACAUGCCUUCCUACGAUUUUUCACCAGAAUGUUUUGUUAAGACGUUAGGGUUAAAAUGGAGUCCAAUUAAAGAUUGCCUUACAGUUUCUAUUCCUAGUCAAGAAACGACACGUAACACUAAACGAACGGUAUUAUCACGUAUAGCUCAAAUUUUUGACCCUCUUGGAUUGUUAGCUCCAGUCAUCAUUAAUGCUAAGAUAUUAAUGCGUAGUUUGUGGAGCACAGGUUUAGAAUGGGAUAGCCUCUUGCCUUCUGAAAUAGAAAGCAAGUGGAUCGACUUUAUUGAAAAUAUACAGUCCUUAAAUGAAUUGAAAAUCCCACGAUAUUAUUUUUCUGAUAUCCCCUUAGAAAUUAUGCUUUUAGGAUAUGGAGAUGCAUCAUCUCAAGCUUACGGUGCAUGUGUGUACCUUCGUGCUACAUAUUCCAAUAGGAAACCUACGUGCACACUAGUGAUGGCUAAGACUAAAGUAGCCCCCAUUAAAACAUUGACAGUGGCGAGACUAGAGUUCAAUAAUAAAAUAGAAUGGAAUUUUACGGUGCCUUUAGCUAGCCACAUGGGUGGUAUUUACGAAGCAGGCAUCAAAUCUGUAAAAAUUCAAAAGGCAGUUAUGUAA
This is a messenger RNA of Achroia grisella, 3531 nucleotides long. RefSeq lists its product as uncharacterized. The transcript has 2 exons. The coding region runs from base 1 to 3531 and encodes 1176 amino acids. Lineage: Eukaryota; Metazoa; Arthropoda; Insecta; Lepidoptera; Pyralidae. The record is from RefSeq and is a predicted model, not a curated record.